AUCAGGCACUAUUGUCAGCUAUCGUUGGCAACACAAAAAAAUGUUGCUUCUACCGUUGAUACUUAGCACCGUGAUAACCCUUUCUUUGGGUGUCCCUCAUUCAAGACAACUUGGACACCCGGUGUUGCAAGACGACGAAGAUGCCGACCUUACAGUCCCUGAGCUCAUAACUAAAUAUGGUUACCCGGCGGAAGAACAUUUUGUCACGACUUCAGAUGGCUACAUUCUAAGACUUCACCGAAUUCCUCACGGAAGAACCUCACACAACAAAAACAAAGUCGCUUUCUUGAUGCAUGGUCUUCUGUGCUCUUCAGCUGACUGGAUUAUCACUGGUACCACUCACGGAUUGGGUUAUUUGCUUGCCGAUGAAGGCUACGAUGUGUGGAUGGGCAAUGGUAGAGGCAACCACGAGUCUCGUAACCACACAACUCUGAACCCGGACACGGAUGCUGAGUUCUGGCACUUCAGCUGGCACGAAAUCGGGAACGUGGAUGUACCUACUAUGAUCGACUACGUGUUGGAAACCACCGGCCAGAGCCAAGUCUACCACAUCGGGCACUCCCAAGGUACCACUAGCUAUUACGUCAUGGCGUCCAAACGUCCAGAAUACAACGACAAAAUCGCUGCCCACUUCAGCUUGGCGCCUGUCGCCUACAUGAACCACAUGACAAGCCCCCUCAUGCACAUUGUAGCGUCCUUCUCAGGCCCUCUCGACGUCCUUGCUGAACUUAUUGGACUCAACGAGUUCCUUCCAAGCAGCGAUUUUAUCGAAGCUGUGGGAUCUCUCCUUUGCGCUGACGACGAGAUCACACAAGCUCUUUGCACGAAUGCCCUUUUCGCCAUUUGUGGGUUCAGUCCACAUGAGAUGAACGCGACGAUUUUGCCGGUGCUUACGGGACAUACUCCAGCUGGUGCUUCAGUUAGACAACUGAUGCACUACGCUCAAGAAAUCAGCUCGGGUUAUUUCCGAGAAUACGACUUUGGACUGGACAAUUUGGCCAUCUAUGGGCAGUUGUCACCACCAGAUUAUGAUUUGUCGAAGAUAACUGCGCCGAUUUAUAUGUUCUAUAGUCACAAUGACUGGAUGGCGGGAGAAACUGAUGUUAUUAAACUAUGUGAUGGAUUGGGGGAUGCGUGUGCUGCACACUUUUUGGUCUCGGAUGAUGAGUUCAACCAUUUGGACUACCUGUACGGAAUUAGCGCCCCAGAAAUUCUUUAUGCGAGGGUCAUUAGUUUAAUGGCUAGGCACUGAUAAUUAUUUUUGGAACUACAGAAGUAUUUUUAUUGUUACGUUAUCUACCACUUGAGUUGCUUUAAUAAAGUAAUUUUCAAAUGCAA
Zophobas morio is the source of this 1338-nucleotide messenger RNA. RefSeq names its product lipase 3-like. Gene Ontology annotation, molecular function: hydrolase activity, acting on ester bonds. Gene Ontology annotation, biological process: lipid metabolic process. The transcript has 2 exons. The record is from RefSeq and is a predicted model, not a curated record. Bases 41 to 1252 code for a protein of 403 amino acids. NCBI's taxonomy places the organism in Eukaryota, Metazoa, Arthropoda, Insecta, Coleoptera, Tenebrionidae.